AUGACAUCAGUUAGUAAUUCCUUAAUAAACUUUUACUCAAAAUGUGGCGAUUUGGUAUCUGCAUUUCACACAUUCUCAUUGAUUCAAACCAAAGACUUGAUAUCAUGGAACUCGAUUCUUCUAACACUUGCAGAAGGUCAGCUUGUUGUUGACUUUCUUGACCAGUUACAUUCCAUGUUCAUGGAAGGUGUAAAACCCGACUCCAUAACUAUCAUAACCACACUUCAACUUAGGGGUAUGGUUAAAGAAGCUCAUGGUUUUUCACUUAGAUCUCAUUUAUUACUCAACAGUAAAGAACCUACACUUGGAAACGCAUUGAUCGAUGCAUAUUCCAAAAGUGAAAACAUGGAAUACGCGUUAAAACUAUUCAAAAACUUAUCAACAAGAAACAUCGUGACUUCCAAUUCUCUGUUAUCUGGUUAUGUCAAUAGUGGGUCCCACGAGGAUGCGAGUAUUAUAUUCAAGAGCAUGACAGAAAGAGAUUUAACCACUUGGAAUUUGAUGAUUCGAGUAUAUGCUGAACAUAGUUACAAUGAUGAAGCUGUAAAUUUGCUUCAUGAGUUACAAAAUCAUGAAAUAAAACCAGAUUCCAUGACCAUAAUGAGCAUACUUCCUGUUGUUAAUCAAAUAGCAUCUAUGGAUAUGGUGAAACAGUGUCAUGGGUAUGUGGUUAGAGCUUGUUUUCAAGAUGUUCAACUUAAGGGAGCUUUGUUGGAUUCAUAUUCAAAAUGUGGAAGCAUAAAUUAUGCAUGUAAGAUUUUUGAGACAAGUGUUUAUAAAGAUUUGGUUAUGUUUACAUCAAUGGUUGGAGGGUAUUCAAUGCAUGGAAAGGGGGAAGAAGCUCUUAGGGUUUACUUUCAAAUGCUUGAAAAUGGUGGAAAACCGGAUCAUGUUGUGAUAACUUCGGUUCUUUCUGGUUGUAGUCACGCGGGCUUAGUUGACCAAGGUUUGAAAAUCUUUGACUCUAUAGAUCAUGUGCAUGGAUUACAACCAACAAUGGAGCAAUAUGUUUGUGUGGUGGAUCUUCUUGCAAGAAAUGGUCGGAUUAAUGAUGCGUAUAGUUUUAUUAAAAAUAUGGCGGUUGAACCGAAUGCAAACGUGUGGGGCGCAUUGUUGGGCGCGUGUAAGAAUUAUGAUGAUGUGGAAAUGGGAUGUGUUGUAUCGGAUCAUCUUUUGGGAAUUGAGGAUAAUAAUAUGGGGAAUUAUGUUGUGAUGUCGAAUAUUUAUGCUGCUAAAGAUAAAUGGGAUGAAGUUUUGGAAAUAAGGAAGUUGAUGAAGAGAAAGGAUUUGAAAAAACCCGCGGGUUGUAGUUGGAUUGAAGUUGAUGGGAGGAAAAAUAGAAACAAGUCAAGGAGCGGUUCUAGUUAUCGUAAAGGAUCAAGAAUACCGUUGAAUCAUCUUUUCCGGUGUCGCGAAGGUUCAUCGGAUCUUCCGAUUUGCACAUCUUCAAGAUUUAACACAAACCAUUCUUCCUACCCAAUUCUCACUUUCAAUCACCUCUUCCUAUUGGGAAUCAUCAUCGGUAGGGUUUUGUAG
Messenger RNA from Lactuca saligna, 1536 nucleotides. Lineage: Eukaryota; Viridiplantae; Streptophyta; Magnoliopsida; Asterales; Asteraceae. The record is from the annotation of a GenBank genome assembly.